Messenger RNA from Colletotrichum destructivum, 3841 nucleotides. RefSeq lists its product as uncharacterized. The record is from RefSeq and is a predicted model, not a curated record. NCBI's taxonomy places the organism in Eukaryota, Fungi, Ascomycota, Sordariomycetes, Glomerellales, Glomerellaceae. The coding region runs from base 2107 to 3153 and encodes 348 amino acids. The transcript has 2 exons.
AAUAUGGACGUGUAUUGGCUGACUUGAUAGAAGAUGAGGUUCUGCCUUACUGUGAUCAUGGUAACUAUUCGGAACAAGAUCAUUCGGCCGCCCUCUUUGGUUUCCAACUCGACUUUCCUAAAUGUAUCGCACCUGGCAUCCUGACCUCUGCCUGAUUCCCUUCUCUCCUCGACGGCCCUAACCCCCUCCCCAUCAUCCUGCAUUUCAAAGCCGUUCUCUGUUGCUGUACGGUUCUUCGUGGGACGCUCCUUUUACACCACGUCCUUCGCCUUGGCAGCGGCGGAGGGGUUGACUGACACCGUUGCUCGGACUGGGGUCGGCCGCGUCGUUCGUUUCCCAGGCCUCUUGGUGAACCGGCCGGCACAAAGUUCCAAAGUUCUCUGGAUCCGUGUUGCCGUGUACCCGUGAGCCGUUGAGACAGGCAUCGGCCACCCGGGUCUCGAAGAAGUUGAUGGAGGGGGAGAUGCUCGCCCAAGUUGUCUACCAACUUCCGUAUCCAUUCCAACCCCGAGGACGAUGUACGCGAAACAACGCGAAGAUACUCCCUUGGAAUAUUCGACGCCAGUCUUUCCCCCCCGGUUCCUCGACAAUCCUUGACAAAGUUAGACAUCAAGCAGCGGUCAACACUCAAGAGCUGGUAUGUGUACUCAUCCACAGAGCUUUGUGUGUGAGUCCCACGCCCCCUAAACCGUUGGUCCGGGAAGAACCUUGACGAGUCUGGGUCUCGCUUAUUUCUUUCUUUUUUUUCUUGUUUUUCACUUCCUGACAUGAGCUUUGGCUUUUUCGCUCGGGGACUUAUCUCCCCUCCCCAUGUCGCCUUACCCCCUUUGUGGCGUCCACCAGCUUAAGGCUGCCGUCGUGCCUGCUGCAUCUUUUCUUCAGCUUCUUAUUCAUAUUUUAAUUCUUUUUCAUGGUUCCCUGUCUUCGCCCUACCUGCGACCACUCCCCUCCCGACACUCUGGUUUGGCUUCUUCGUCUUUUUCAUCUUCUCAUUCCUCCUCCUCUUCUCAUUCCUUCUCAUCCUUCUUUCCCUUUGGUACUACGGAUACUUCUCCUAGAGACCCAGCAGCAGCAUCAUAACGACGACGAAACUGCCAGUUGCGCAAAGAGAAAUCUGGACAGAGGCGCAACUCACGACUUAGACUGCGCGCAUUUCAACCGCCACCGGCGUCCCGGAUCAAUUUACCUAUUGCAAUAUAAAUAUAAAUUGCAAUCGCAAUUUCCCGCCAUCUGGGGAAACACUGCAGGAAUCCCACAGCCCACAGCCCACAGCACCCAGCCCACACAGCCCACGCGCAGUGCAGAUCAAGCCUUGCCUCUUCGGGUUGCGACAACGACGGCGACGACAACGACGACGACUUUCACACGUCAAAGUCAAUUAAUACCAUCACCGGCGAUCCAAUUUCGGAUUCUUGCGACUGAAUAAUCAGCAGCACCCACGAGGCCGGCCAGUUCAGCGAAUGUCCACUGCCUCCAUCGAUCGACCAGCGCUUGCGGGAGCUUAAGCACGAAGACCUACGCAGAACCACAGACACGCCCAUUGUCAGUGUCAUUCUCGCAGCGCAGCGCACCUGCCGCCAACCUUGAACCAACCACCCCCCAAAACCCGCCCAAACCCACACUCCCAACCAGCCACUCACACCCGGUCACUCACACAUACACCCCCCGUCAAUCCUGUCAACCCUGGCGGCACCUUCAGUCCGGGGCAACUUGGCAGCCUGUGCACCUCCUUCCCUCCAGCAGCAGCAGCAACCACGAUCGCGGCACGCCCGGCGCCAUCCUUCUUCUUCUUCUUCCAUCACCAGUACAUCUAUUUCCUAAUUGAUUUGAUUUCUCUCUUCCCCUUUCCGUCUGACACCAAAACCGACCGGCUGGCCAAAUCAAUCAAACACCGGAUAUCGCGACAGUAAUCGAUCCCAACUCGAGAAGCUGCCCAUCGCUAACUGCACCGCCACCCUUCGCCCAUCCAUUCCCGUUCAACUCGGCCGUCCUUUGCGAUCCCCAUAUACACAUCAGAUACGGAGACGGAUACAGACACAGACACACAUACAGACACAUAUACAGACACAGACAGAUACCCGUAGCUUCCCCUACCACAUCUUCGCCAUGUUCGGCACGCCGCAUUACCCCGACGUUACCAGGAAGAGGGGACGCGACGACGACGAGGACCUGCACAACGGCACCUUGAGCUUCGGUGAACACAGAAAUAAACGCCUCCAAUGUCUCCCUCUCCGGACCUCGCCCACCUCCUCGAAGCUCUGGUCUACGCCCAUUGUUCCCCUAAGCUCCGUUCCCUGCACCCUGACACCGGGCGACUCCGAUUCGGAAGAGCUGCCGGCCUCGCGCUUUUCGCCCUGGUCCUCGUCCCCGGCGCCCAUGUCUUGCCAGCCCUCACCAUAUGGUCUGACCGAAUCCGACCGUGACAUGGACAUGAUGGAUACAAUGUCGCCGCCGCCUGUGCCGCUGCCGCAGCAGCAGCAGUACCAUCACAACCAGCACACCCACGCCGACCACCACGCCUCGGGCACUGGCCGCAUGCCGACACCCAUCCAGCCAAACUUUGCCGCCCAGGUCCGGGGUGGCGCCUGGGGUGGCCCGGGUCCCGCAAUAAGCCAUCUCAAUGGCGUAGUGAAUAUGGGCCACAUGCACGCCGGCUUCACCCCCGACCAGUCCCGUUGCAUCCCACGCACUAUGGAGGGCACCGACGACUGGCACGCCGUCCAGAAUCGCCGUUUACCGUCCCCCAUCAGCGAAGGUGAGGACUCGAGCAGCCGCGCCGCCAGCGGAAGCUUGAGCCCCCCGGGCAUGAUCCUUGACAACGGAUUCCCUUCCAACCUUACCAUGCGCCUCGAGCAGUCAUCCCUUGACGGUCGAUUCCACAGCGACGCCGGCAUGAUGGACAUCGAGGACCACACACACAUGAUGAGCGACGAUUCGGUCACCACUACGGUAGACGCCAUGCCCACCGAGACCACCUCGGCGCCCGCCACCCCUUCGCCCGGCCGCAAGGGUCAUAUCCGCUCCAGGCACACGGUCAAUUCGUGGACCUGGCAGCCCGGCAUGAAGAAGAGCUUAAGCAUCGGCUACCGUGCCGACUGCGAGAAGUGCCGCCUCAAGGUCCCGGGUCACUUCAACCACAUUAUUGUCUCGUAGAGGGAGGUGGGGCGUAUAUCGGACAGACAAUUUGAUAGAGCCGGCAAACCCGGCUCAUAUGACGCUGCGGCAGCAAUUACCCCGCGAGCACUUGCAACAAAGAAAUGACGGGAACGAGAAGCGAGGAUGGUAGAAGAACUCAAAGGUCGACAGGCCAUUAACGCAAUGGCAGUCGGCGCGCGUGAGUCCCUUUGUCUUGGACUGAUCGAGACGCUCUCAAGAGGUUGUUGGUGGUACCUCAAGGCGCGUGUGCUGCGUUUUCAUUUUUCGUUUACGGCGUUUCAAACUUUGGGAUUUGCCAGGGACAAGGAAGUCUCUCGGCCGGCGGUAAUACCAUACUAUUUAGCGCACAUCGUUCCACUCGCUUAGGCCCAAAGGAGGGACGCAUACCAUAUUUGUUCGGUUCAUAGGUUUUCCGGUUAUGGCAUAUUGGCGACUGGGAGAGUCGACUGGCCCGGCGCGGCCCACUGGGGGACUCGGGAGGCACCCGCAUUCUGGAAGCGGUUUCGCGGGUCAACUGUGUAUAAUACCGGUCCAAGAGGACAUAAUCAAGCGGCGACAGCGCCAGCACUGUUCAUGACUGUGAAUGUCCCGAUGCCACCAAACAUAUAUAUCGACGUCGCAAUGGAGACGAUCAGGCAGACUUUGAGAGAUGCAAAGUUGAUGAUGUUCUUUUUUCCCUUCCCAC